AUUCGAGCAAGCCUGCGUCGCGUAUCUCUUUUUCGGGCUACAGACGCACACAAUCUCACGAUCAUCGCAACAUCCUCACGGGCUCCAGGUGGCAUGACAUUACUGCUAGUGACCUUAUCCUGCGACGUUUUGGAAAAGAAGUGCCGCCUUCGCUGGCGAUUUUUAAAGUCAUCGCGUCCAGCUGAACUGUGUUGUGUGCCUUGCUGCGCCAUCAUGCCCAUGCACCAGCGUCAUCCUCACAUCACAUACAGCUAGAAUUCCUUCAGCCCCUCCGUCUCACUCCUUACUCCCUUCAAUCCAGCCAGAUUCGCGUUCACCCUAAAACUCUUCUUUUUUCUCGAGUCCUGGCGGAAGCCAUUCUUACCCAGAACGUACGUCAGCUCCGAUUAUUCCGUUGACGUUGUCCUUUUCCGCCGCUUCGAGUCCAUUCCCGUGUUUAACUACCACUCGCGGGUCCUCGUGUUUUACACCUCGCGGGCCCUGCACGUUCGUAACCGUUUGUGUCCGAAUCUGAGCUUGCCAGCCGGCAUCUCGCUGACGGUUGGAGUAAACAGCGUCACAGCAGGCGCUCGCGGCGCCUAAGAUACAGACUAGCGGCGCUCGCGGUAGCACAUUUUCCGCUACUAGAAGCGCCUAUUGCCUUAACGCCCGCUGCAUUGCCUAUCUCUUCUUCCGUAAGACGCCAGAAAAGGCACGAGAUUUUGGUCCCUGCCGCUCCGCAGCCCUGCGACCGCAGCUCGGCGCGCAGCGGCGCAGCGCAUAAGCCCUAACGAGUCCGGACCUUGCGGCGCUGAUCGCACCCGUCAAAUGCAGCCGCGUGGCUGGACUCGGCGCCAGAUUCCACCUGCCAUGGCGGCGAGGAGGCACCAACCUGCGCAGCUCAUCUGAGUCAUCUCUAUAGAUUCGCAAAGAUCGGCCAGCUGGAUUCGAUCCUAGGCACAAGGAAACUGGCGGCUCCGCGCGCCGGGACACGCGAGAGCACUACAGGGCGCAUUGCAGAGAAAGAAAGGAGGAGCACCGCUGGUAUUACUACCACUACACUACUACUACUUCUACAAGGGACGAUCGGCGAUGCGAAUGGCGGAUGUGAGGGCGUCCCACAACCACGGCCACGGCCACGAGCACGAGCACGGCGGGACUGUCGUGGUCGAGUCGCCGCGUGUUACGCCCGGAAUGCUGCAAGCGCCCGGGCUUCCCCUUCAAUACGGGCUGCGGCAGAUGCCGCAUUUCCUGCCGUAUCACCCGACGCAGACGUUCCACCAGCAGCAGCAGCACCAGCACCACCAGCAGCAGCAGCAGCACCAGCAGCAGCAGCACCAGCAGCAGCAGCACCAGCAGCAGCACCAGCAGCAUCAGCAGCAGCAGCAGCAGCAGCAGCAGUUCGAGGACGCAGGCUUCACUAAACAGUACGGCAGUUCCAGCGGCGCUUCUGGCGCUGCCGGGCGAUGGCUACCCACGCCGCCGCCGCCGCCGUCGUCGGCGGCGGCGCCGCCGCUGCUGCAAGAUGUCGCAGCGACAAGGACGACGGUCGGGAGCGCGUCCGACGUGGCAGCGUGGCCAGCGGGAGGCGCGGGAAUAGCGCCAAGUUGCGGGAUCAGCGCCGCGGGGCCUCUCCGCCUGCCGCGCAACUCCCCCGCCCCCCCGUUCGCUUCGAUCCCCUCCGCCUCCGCCAUUUCCUCCUCCGCCUCCGCUAAACCGCUCGCCCUGCGCCUCCCUGUCGCCGCCGUUUCCGCCGCCGCCGCCGCCUGUCCUCCCGCCGCUGCCACGGGCUUUUCGGCCGCGGCUCCGUUAUGCUCUCCUUCGAUAUACUCAUCAAGCGCAUCCUCUCCCUCGUCGUCGCUCCCGCUCCCCACGCCCACAUCCGUCGCGCGCCUUCCCUCUUCCCCGUGGCCUGCGGCGUCCGACGGUCACAAGACCAGCAUUUGCUUCUCCCGCACCUCCUUGCUUCUCUCCUCUCCCCUCUCGUCCCCCCUUACCUCCCCCCGGCCUUCCCCGCGCCAGUCCUCGCUUCCGCCGCCCCUCCCGUCUCCGCUCCCGCCGUCUCUCCCGUCCCCCGUCGCGCUGCCCGGCGGAGCGUCGCUCUGCACCAUUAUCCGCCAGCGCCUCGCCCGCGCGGCCGCUUCCGCCGAAGGUUCCACCAGCGGCGUGGCGGCGCAUCGGGGAGCGCUUGCGACCCAUGCGACUCAUGCGACCCAGGCGUGCGUGGGCGAGGUGUCGGCACUACCAGCGCUGCGACAAGGCGCGGACGACUCGACGCACUGCGUGCGACAGCAGCAACCGCAACGAUCGCAACAGGGGAUACAGACGAUUCUACAGCCUCCGUCGCUGCCGCAGCAGCAGCAGCAGCAGCAGCAAGGGCUGGGAGGAGAGACGCAACAGCAUCAGAACGAGAGGAGAAUCCACGGGGAGGCAGAGGGGAGACGAUGCGGGGAGACGGCACGAGGCGUAGUGACGAGCGGAUGGCUGGAGGAUGCGCUCGCUUGCUCCGACGCUAGCACUGGCAAUGCUGCUACAACUGGUGCAGCUGCUACAGCUGGUGCAGCUGCUACAGCUGGUGCAGCUACAGCCGGUGCAGCUGCUACAGCCGGUGCAGCUGCUACAGCCCUUGCAGGGGCUACAGCAGCCAUGCGCGGCACUGCAUCUGAUGGAGCCCACACGUCAGGGGUUACUGCAGCAGCGACGGCUGCUACUGAAACAGCCCCAUCCACUGGUGCCAAGGCUGUGGCCGCUCCCACCCACCUCAUGCAACUGGUCCUACCUCACCUGAUGCUCCCUCCAACCCAUCCCUCCUCUGCCACUCCUUCCCCUCUCCCCCUUGCUCCUGCUCCUGCUCCUGCUCCUGCUCCUGCUCCUACUCCUGCUCCUGCUCCUGCUCCUGCGUCCGCUCCUGUGCUCACCGCUGCUGCUGCAUCGACGCCUGUGGUCACCCCCCUGCCUUCCUUUCAGGCCGGACCAGCCGCCCCACUCCCCUCUCCGUCUCCUUCCUCUGCUGCCGCCCCGCUGCCAUCUCCAUCCCCCCUCCUCUCCGCCUCCCUCGCCGCCUCCUGCGCUCGCCCGCUGCGCCUUCCCCAGGGCAUCUGCCUGGCUCCUCCCCCCCCGGCCCCUGCUCCUGCCCCUGCCGUGCUCUCGAGCGCGGAGGCGCAGGCAGCUACCGCCUCAUCGGAUUCAGAAGCCGCUGCAGCAGCGGAAGCAGCAAAAGCAGCAGAAGCAGCAGAAGCAGCAAACAGACACACAUAUACACCAGAAACAGCAGUCGAAGCCACAGCAGCGGCAGCAGCAGUGGCAGUAGGUGGAAAGGGACGUGAGACGGGGUGUGGAUCGGGGGUUACGGGCGCGAUGAGAACAGCCGCAGGUGAUGCACCAAUGGUAUCGGCGGCAGCGGCAGUGGCAGCAACAGCAGCAGAAGCGGCAGCAGCAGCAGCAGCAGGCGAUGAUAAUUGCAGGAGCUUCCCUGUCUGUGCCGCUCGGAGUGCGAGUGCGAGUGCGGAGGAGGAGAGGAGAGCGGCUGGGGCGACUGAGGGUGAGACACAUGGCUUGAGUGACUCAGCUGCUGUAGCAGCAGCAGCACCACCACCACCACCACCACCACCACCACCACCACCACCAGCGACGGCGGCAGCAGCGGCGGCACCGGGUACAGAGCCGGAGGGGCUAGGGAGUCCCUACGGGCAGGGAGAGGAGACGGAAGGGAGAACGAGUGAUGAGGCCCCUUUCGGGGGUACGCGGGGAGGUAGGGGAGGAGGAAGAGGGGGAAGGGGAGGCGGAGGGGGAGGGAGAGGCGGAAGGCAGCAGCAGCAGCCGAAGGAAGUGAGGGCGGCACGAGUGAAGGCGGAAGCAGAGGAGGAGCGGGAUGGAGGGCAACUGGGGCCGGCAGGGGCUCACAGGGAGGUGCCUAGUGCGAGAGGCAGCAAGGGCAGGGGCCGGAAAGGGAAGAAUAAUGCAGGGAACGUGCCUGAUGCUGCUGGUGUUGCUGGUGUUGCUGGUGUUGCUGGUGUUGCUGGUGCUGCUGCGGCUACUGCUGGCUGCCCAGCUGGUUUUGCUGCGGGCGAUGCUGCUGCGGGCGGUGUUGUAGUGUGCAGUGGGCCAGGGGACGGGUCGGAGUGCGCUGGUGCUAUGCAGCAGCAGCAGCAGCAGGUGGGGACGGCAGCAGGUGGGUGUGGUGGGAGAGGAGGCAAAGCAGGCAUCAACGUGGGAAUACGCCGACGACCAGCCAAGAGCAAGGCCACUGGUGGGGGCAGAGCGGGAGGAGGGGGGGGGGAUGAUGCUGGCGCUGGUUGUGGCAAUGAGAGUGCGAAGGGAGUGAAAGCUGCGAAGGGCAGGAGGGGCGAGGCGAGAGGUGCAGCAGAGGAGCAGCAGAGCGGGGCAGGGAAGGAGGUGACUGAGGGAGGGAAGGAGGAGGCCGAGGAGGCAGCGGAGGAAGCAGCAGGCAAGCAGCGAGUCCGGGCGGGAAAGGCUUGCCGGAAAGGAGCCCGUGGCAAGGGGACACGUGCUGCUGCUGCUGCUGGUACUGGUACUGCUGGUACUGCUGGUACUGCUGGUGCUCGCACCACCAGCAGCGGGGAUCAUGACAACGAGGAUAACGACGACGACGAUGACAACGACGAUGACGACGACGGGGAGAACGAUGAGGACGCGCUCGGCCGCAUGACCCAAGAGCAGAUCGAGGCUCUGGAGGUGCGCUUUCAGCAGAACCGCCGCCUGGACACGGCGAGAAAGCUGAACCGGCGUGCGCGGUGGCGGCAGAAGAAGAAGGAGAGCGACUUGAGCGCGAUGCAGAGGGAGUAUGGGCGGUUGAAAGUGGCGCGGGAGCAGCUCGGGGAGGACUAUGAGCUGCUGAAGAAGGACUAUGAGGAUCUGCUGCUUCAUAAUGCGGCGUUGCAUGACAAGGUGGAUGAUUUAAUGGCGCAUCUGGUGCAGCAGGGCUUGCUCACCUCUACCACGUCCUCGUGUCUGCGCGACGCUCUGCAGACGGCCGGCCAACUCUCUCCCACCAUCACCACCACCAGCCCCCUGGCUUUCCCGAGCAACACUGCGACUGUCGAACCUGCCCCCGGGGCUGGCGCGGAGGCUCGGACGGACGGCAUGGCGGCUGCCUCGGCAGCUGCCUCGGCUGUUGCGGCUUUCCCUUCCGCUGGUGCUUCUGCUGUAGCCUCUCCUGCAGGCGCUGGAGCGUGGGAAGGAGGGGGGGAAGGAAGAACAAGAGGCGGAGGAGGAGGAGGAGGAGGAGGAGGAGGAGGAGAGGAGGGGAGGAGGAGGAGGAGGAGGAGGAAGGAGGAGGAGGAGGAGGAGGAGGAGGAGGGAGGAGGAGGAGGAGGAGGAGGGAGGAGGAGGAGGAGGAGGAGGAGGAGGAGGAGGAGGAGGAGGAGGAGGAGGAGGAGGAGGAGGAGGAGGAGGAGGAGGAGGAGGAGGAGGAGGAGGAGGAGGAGGAGGAGGAGGAGGAGGAGGAGGAGGAGGAGGGAGGAGGAGGAGGAGGAGGAGGAGGAGGAGGAGGAGGAGGAGGAGGAGGAGGAGGAGGAGGAGGAGGAGGAGGAGGAGGAGGAGGAGGAGGAGGAGGAGGAGGAGGAGGAGGGAGGAGGAGGAGGAGGAGGAGGAGGAGGGGAGGAGGGAGGAGGAGGAGGAGGAGGAGGAGGAGGAGGAGGAGGAGGAGGAGGAGGAGGAGGAGGAGGAGGAGGAGGAGGAGGAGGAGGAGGAGGAGGAGGAGGAGGAGGAGGGGAGGAGGAGGAGGAGGAGGAGGGAGGAGGAGGAGGAGGAGGAGGAGGAGGAGGAGGAGGAGGAGGAGGAGGAGGAGGAGGAGGAGGAGGAGGAGGAGGAGGAGGAGGAGGAGGAGGAGGAGGAGGAGGAGGAGGAGGAGGAGGAGGAGGAGGAGGAGGAGGAGGAGGAGGAGGGAGGAGGAGGAGGAGGAGGAGGGAGGAGGAGGAGGAGGAGGAGGAGGAGGAGGAGGAGGAGGAGGAGGAGGAGGAGGAGGAGGGGAGGAGGAGGAGGAGGAGGAGGAGGAGGAGGAGGAGGAGGAGGAGGGAGGAGGAGGAGGAGGAGGAGGAGGAGGAGGAGGAGGAGGAGGAGGAGGGAGGAGGAGGGAGGAGGAGGAGGAGGAGGAGGAGGAGGAGGAGGAGGAGGAGGAGGAGGAGGAGGAGGAGGAGAGGAGGAGGGAGGAGGAGGAGGAGGAGGAGGAGGAGAGGAGGAGGAGGAGGAGGAGGAGGAGGAGGAGGAGGAGGAGGAGGAGGAGGAGGAGGAGGAGGGAGGAGGAGGAGGAGGAGGAGGAGGAGGAGGAGGAGGGAGGAGGAGGAGGAGGAGGAGGAGGAGGAGGAGGAGAGGAGGAGGAGGAGGAGGAGGAGGAGGAGGAGGAGGAGGAGGAGGAGGAGGAGGAGGAGGAGGGAGGAGGAGGAGGGAGGAGGAGGAGGAGGAGGAGGAGGAGGAGGAGGAGGGGAGUGGUUAAGACCAGGUGCAGCUAGCACAAGGGCAGAUGCUGCUACAGCUGCAGGCAGUGCCGCCAUUGGCACAGCCAGUGCGGCUACAGCAGCAGCGUCCGCCUCAGUAGCAGCCACUGGCCUAUCGGAGCAGCCAGCCAGUGCGUUUUACCCCCAGCCGCCAGACAUGCUCUUCGACUCCUGUCUGCCCCUACCUCUCCCUCCCGAACUGGACCCGGAUCUUUUCAACCCCUGCCCGCCCGCCAGCCCAGGCAGCAGCAACCAGCACCUCGCAUACACGUGCCGCUGCAGCCUUACCAGCGGCAGCGGAGGUGCUGCUGCUGGUGCUGGUGGUGCUGGUGGGGGGCCAGAAGGGUCUGCUUUGGGUGGGUCAGCAGCGAUGGGGUACCCGACCUUCCUGUCCACGUCCCUGUCGUCCUCCCCUGCGUUCAGCAUGGCUGCUGGGUGCUGCAGUGAAUCCCACUGGAAUCGCAGGGAGCGUGUCGAUCGGCCGACGAACCUGCAUUCUGUCUCUGCUGCUGCCUCUGUUGCUGCCUCUGUUGCUGCCUCUGCUACUGCCUCUGCUGCUGCCACUGUUGCUGCGUCUGCUGCUACGUCUGGUGCUGCGUCCUGUGCCAUCCGGGAGGUAGGAGAUGAGGAUGGUAAGGGAUGGGAAGGGGGGGAUGGAGAAGAAAGAGAAAGAUUAGGUAGGGGAGGAAGAGCAAGUUAUUAUUCUAGUCCCCCUCCUCCUCCUCCUCCUACUGCUGCUGCUGCUGCUGCUGCUGCUGGCCCUGCUACUGCUGCUUCUGUUGGAGCAACCACUGCAUCUGCAGCAGCAGCCGCAGGUGCAGCUUCGAAUGCUGCUGCUGGUCCUGCUGCUGCUGGCCCUGCUGCAGUAGCAGUAGCUGCUGGAGACCUCGUCCCAGACAGCCUGCCCCCCCCUUGGGCGUCCUCCCCCCAGCCUGCCCCUUUUGAUGACGCCUCUUCCCAGGGGAUGCAACCUCGCCCCGCCUCUCUUCUUCCUCCCUCUCUUCCUCUUGCUCCGUCCUCCACACCGAAUGCACACAUCCGGCUCGCUCCCAAUGCUCGCUUCCGGGGGGGCCAGUUCCACGGCAAUCCCGAGGCCUGCUUCAGCGAUCCAAUGCAGGGUGCUGCAUGCGAGGACUGGACUCACGUCCAGGAGAGGAGGGAUGGAGGAGGGGGAGGCGGAGGAGGGGGGGGAGGAGGAGGAGGAGGGGAGGGAGGAGGAAGAGGAGGAGGAGGCACGGGAGCGUUCGCCGUUCCUGACUGUUUCUUCCCUUCUGCAGCAAACUUAGCAGCACUGCGCGAGCACCUGGAGGGAGGUGAGAACGAUAAAGAUAACGCUAACGAUGGUGGCUAUCAUGCCAUCGCUUCAGCGCCCCUCGCUGCUGCUGCUGCUGCUGCUGAGGCGGCAGCAGCAGCUGCCUGUGCUGGCGCUGGUUCUGGCGCUGGUGUUGCAGGGUUGCCAGAAGCAGCGUUGAUGCAGGAGUGGGGUGAAGGACUGGGAGGUGCAUGUGAGCUGUAUGCGCUGGACGAAGGGGAUGGCCACGGGAGUAACAACACUGCCAUGCAGCGACUUCACCACCACUAUCAGCAUCAGCAGCACCAGCAACAGCACCAGCAGCACCAGCUGCACCAGCAGCAGCACCAGCAGCACCAUAGCCAGCAGCACGAGCUGUUGCGGCUGUUUGGGCAGCGGCAGGAGGAGGAGGAGCAGCAGGAGGAGCGGCAGCUGGUGCUGGAGUGGUCGCAGUGGCAGGAGACGCAAUGCGCCGAGGAGGACGACUGGGACGGGGUGCAUGCUGGUGAUAGGUACGUUUGGGAGCGGUACGGUGGUGAUGGGCGAGUAGGUGGAGGAGAGCAGGCCUGGAAUGGUGGCAUGGAAGGUGCAGAUGAGGCUGUAGCAGCUGCUAUUGGGGUGAGAGAGUACCAUGCGCAGCACCUGCAGCAAUACCAGCCACCGCAGGGAUACCAACGGCAGCAUGAGCAGCAGCAGCCGCAGCAGCAGGGACACGUACCCCUGAUGCCCCACCGCUCGAGCUCGGCGCCUUCUCCUCCCUUGCCUUCUCCCCACACCCUCACUUCCAGUGCGAGCCGCAGCAGCGCCACUGGCAUCAGUGGUUGCAUGAGUGCUGCUGCUGCUGCUGCUGCUGCUGCUGCUGCUGCUGCUGCUGCAGGACUGCGAGGAGGGCAGGCAGUCAACGGCCACGGCCACGGAAAGGGAGGGGCCGGCGCCAGCGGUGGCAGGUGCGGGUGUGAGGAAGGGGAGGCGGUUACGGUGGGGAAAGACAGCCGAUUGGGAAGUAGGGAGGGAAGCAACAGCGAUGGGAGUGCUGACUUAGCACUGCAGCAGAGAGCUUUCAAUGGCCGUGAUCCUCACAUAGGAGAGGCGACCUAUGGGGCUUUGCCCCUGUGUGUAGAAGCAACCACGCCCCAAGCAGGGGUAGGAGAUGCUUCUAAAAUGGCCAUGGCUGCGGAAGCCAGGAGCUUGGUGCGUGACGGCGGGCACCUCCAGGCGCUCCUUCCCCUGCGUGAGGAGGGUUGCCACCUUGGCCACGGGGGUCAUCUAGACUUGAACUUGCUGGGCUUUCCUACGCCGCCUGCAUCUCCGGGCUUUGAUGGGGCAGCAAGGGCUGAAAUUGACAACUUGGGUACUCAAGAAGCCGAAGCGAUCUCGCUGAUACACUGGGCUGAUGAGCCUGCUGUCUUUUGAGAUGUGGACGCAGGUUUUGGCGUUUUUUGUUGGAUUAGAUUUCCUUUUUUGAUAUGCUUGUGUUUUAUUAUACCCUUACAUGAGCUGUUUGUAGGAAGGUGCUCCAUUUGUGUCUCGCAAAUGAAACAAGUUGGAGAUGUAAUGGUAUGUAUUAUAACUCAGAGUAUAGU
Closterium sp. NIES-67 is the source of this 9308-nucleotide messenger RNA. NCBI's taxonomy places the organism in Eukaryota, Viridiplantae, Streptophyta, Zygnematophyceae, Desmidiales, Closteriaceae. The record is from the annotation of a GenBank genome assembly.